This is a messenger RNA of Fusarium poae, 1227 nucleotides long. RefSeq lists its product as uncharacterized. The record is from RefSeq and is a predicted model, not a curated record. Bases 1 to 1227 code for a protein of 408 amino acids. Lineage: Eukaryota; Fungi; Ascomycota; Sordariomycetes; Hypocreales; Nectriaceae. The transcript has a single exon.
AUGUUCACGAAGGCUUUCACCAUUGCCACUUUGGCUUCCUACGCCAGUGCUCACAUGCUUAUGGCCAACCCUAAACCUUAUGGAGGUCCUAACAACAGUCCUCUCAAGGACGAUGGAUCUGACUUUCCCUGCAAGGGAGCAGUCAACGAUGGUGCAUCAACCAACAGUUAUAAGGCUGGCAGCACUCAGCAACUCUCGUUCAUCGGCUCAGCCGUUCACGGUGGCGGCUCAUGCCAAGUCUCCCUCACUACCGACAAGAAUCCCACUAAAGACUCUGUCUGGAAGGUCAUACACUCUAUCGAGGGUGGAUGCCCUGCGAAGAAUCAAGCCGGCAACUACCCCGAGAAUGCCAAUGCUGAAAACCCUGACAAGUAUGACUUCAAGAUUCCCGAAGAACUGGCUGCUGGCGACUACGUCCUGGCAUGGACCUGGUUCAACCACGUCGGCAACCGCGAGAUGUACAUGAACUGUGCCGCGGUCAAUAUUGAGGGCCAGGGCGGCUCUGAGGGUUAUCUGGACUCCCUCCCCGAUAUGUUUGUUGCUAACAUCGGUAACAAAUGCGAGACCCUCGCUGACACGGAUCUUGCAUUCCCCAACCCCGGAAAGUCCGUAAGCAAGCUCAAGAGCAAGCUUGAUCCUCCCAAGGGAACGGGAUGCCAAGCUGCCGGCUCUGGUUCUGGCGACGGUAGUUCCGAUGGUGGACCUAGCGGGAGUGAUCCUGAACCUUCUGCACCUGCCGCCGCUCCGACUACCGACGCUGGUUCUCAGCCAACCCAGCCAUCCGUCACCCCACCUCCUGCUCCUGGCUCUGGCGAUGGAUCCAGCGGUGCUCCCGAGAUCCCUGGUGGUGCUUUUAUCACUGUUUCUCAGCCUGCUGCUUCACAGCCUUCUGCUACUCAAGCACCCGAGACUCCCGCUGCCCCCGGGACUCCUGACAACAGCGCCGACGAAGGCUCCGGCUCUGAUGGGGGCUCUGGGCCUGAUAACAACGGCGGUGACUCUGGUUCUGGAAGUGGUGGUUUUGCUGCUGGAACUGCCUGCACGACCGAGGGCGAGUGGAACUGCAUUGGCGGUUCGUCUUUCCAGCGCUGUGCCAGUGGUACUUGGACUCCAUCUCAAGGACUCUCCCCUGGUGUCACUUGUACGCCCGGACAAGGUGCCGAUAUCAGCAUGAGUGUCAAGCGAGGCAAGAGGAACAUGCGCCGCUCCCUGCGUCAUGUUGCCUAA